Molecule: messenger RNA, 1537 nt
Organism: Hypoxylon fragiforme
Lineage: Eukaryota; Fungi; Ascomycota; Sordariomycetes; Xylariales; Hypoxylaceae
Product: putative Sin3 binding protein-domain-containing protein
Exons: 1
Coding region: 294-1394 (366 amino acids)
Biological process (GO): positive regulation of transcription from RNA polymerase II promoter by glucose
Cellular component (GO): nucleus
Molecular function (GO): sequence-specific DNA binding
Source: RefSeq, a predicted model, not a curated record
ACUCACCUACACCGUCAUUAAGCGAUCUACCCUCUUUACCCUCUUGACCCUCUCCCCAGCCAAGCCGUGCCCUGCCUUGCCCUGCCUUGCCCUGCAUCGCGGCGGUCUACAUAAACUUCAUCAAUUUAAAAUCACAAAAUCAUAACAAAAACAUACAAAUCACACACAAUCAUACAAUUUCCAUAAUAUUUAAUAAACUGUCAUUAUCUCCAUUUUAUCAUAUCAUAAAUACCAUUGUCUAAUUGGCUGUCGCCUAUCUUGAUAGACACGUCUCGAAGCUUCAAUUACGCAAAAUGGCAACCAUGGCAUCGGCUACCGCUGUUCGCGAUAUCCUCAAGACCUCCUCUCUCAGCCGAGACAACUUAACUGCUGUAGCGGCUGCUCGGAGCGUCCCUGUGACACGAACUCAUUCCCUCCCGACUCCUCCCAAUUCCAUAUCCCCUACUCUGCCACCCCACGGCCUAAGGGCUCAGCUGCAAAAGGCCAGGCUCGAACCUGUCGACUCGGAUCUUGACCUCCACGAUGCUGAGCAUAGUCCUCUUGGUUCACCGACCUUCGAGUCCGCAGGUGCUAUCACUCCGGCCCUCCUCGCCAAAUUCCACCUUCCGGAGAUUCUACUGAACCACGGGCCUUUGGCUAUUCGAUACAUCAUGGGGUACCUGACGACCUCGGUGCCCGGAUUUGCGGGUAUUCCUCCACCGAAGGCACGAAGGUUAGUCGUGGCAGCGCUGGAAGGACGUGGACAAGGACACGGCGUCGAAGGUGGAGGAGUUUAUGGUGACGUGGAAUUUCAAAAAGUCGGAUGGGGCCGAUGGGACGCCAGGCGACGUGGCCAAUCCACUCGAGAAGCCUCAUCUCGACAAAACUUAGGCGCUGUCAACCCUAGCUCCCAUCCAGCUAGCAUACCAAUCUCGAAAGGCACAGGGUGGAGUGCUGACCGAUCCCGACUGAACCCACGUGCUAUCAGCACUGGAAACUCGGCGGCAUUUUCUCACGACGACCGGGACGUUACCAUGAUGGAGAACGAGGCCGAUAAGAUGUCUCUCGAUUCUCUCGAUGAGCCUGCCUCGGCAUCUUGCUCCUCGGCCCCUGAUAACGAAGAUAUGAUCAUGAAUGACGACCCCGAAGAUGCCACUGAUGACGAAGAUUGGGCUGCCGUAGGGGCUGCCGCACUGCGAGCAGCAUCAUACUCGAGCCCAACCGAUGUACGUCAAGGUGCAGACUAUCUUUCCUCUCGUGUAUAUAACUCGUGUGGUUUCCGAUCAUUCUCCGGCAAUACCGGCAUGCUUCGGGAGCCGCGUCUCGAUAACAUCGAUCUGGAUGCAUUGGCCGCUUCGUCAGACGCGCAGGAGCGCGAGGCUAUUCAGGCACUUUUACAACUCGGUUCUGUAUAAUAAUUUAGCAUAUGCGGCGUUUUAGGAACAACCCAUUUCAUCACGGGUUUGGUUUGGUUGGCUGGGCUGGCUGGGCUGGCUAUCGUCGUUUUCCAUCCCUGAUCAAGGCACCUUUUCGUCUGGAUCAUUUUUUUCCACAUCAU